AACGCGUCCAUGAUGGAGACGAGCUGUGUCUGGAAAGAGAAGACUGUCGACAUGGUUCGGAUAGAUUUCUGCUGGGCGCGGAGAUGCACACGGACGAGUCGUUGCUGUCAAGAAGCUCUUAAUGUUCACGGUAAAAUAGUUCAAACGUAAUACACGAAUGGCUGUGUGCAUGUCCACAGCAAGAUAGGCGAGUGUCUCAAAACUCAAGUGCUUGAAACGGAUACAGUAUUUCCAUCUACCGGCUGGGAGGAGGCACAGCAGCCGUACACAAAACUACACGAGCUGUAAUAUUGUCAUCGCUUCUUCAUUGACUUUCAUACAUAAAUCCCCCCACAUGUUCCUUGGUGUUUAGAUAAUCGCCUGUUGUUUUUAACUUGGUCGAUGAGAUGAGUUCGUAUCAUAGAGUGUUACCAUAGAUAGACUGUUUAUGAGUGUUACAGUCUUAUGCGAGACUACUUAGUUGGGGACUCCACUGACCAGAAUGCAGUGCGGUCUAAACAUAGAAUGUGAUUGGCUGGUGAGAAAACGUUUUCAGGAAGUAUAGCGCGUCGAAUUACAUUUGCCGACUGAAAUUCCUCCUCAUGACAAUCUGCUGUUGAGAUUCCCACUAAAGUAAGGACACUUUUUUGGGGCCGGGGGGAAAGCUGUAGUUUGAGAGCUUAAAUGUCAGGAACAAUUGUAUUCAGAAAACUCUCUCAUGGCUGGCAGAAGAGUUGUGGUCUUCCCCUCCUCAGCGGAGCUUGGACCGGUGCUGGCCCAACUGGUGACAUCUCGGGCUGAGAAGGCCAUCAUGUCUCAUGGCCGGUUCACCCUGGGGCUCUCUGGAGGAAGUCUUGUGUCCAUGCUCAGCAAAGAGCUGCCCGCCCUGCCAGACCUGGACUGCAGCAAGUGGGUGGUUGCUUUCUGUGACGAGCGACUGGUUUCCUUCGAUGAUCCUGAGAGCACCUAUGGGCUGUACAAGGGUCAGUUGUUCUCCAAGGUCAACAUCCCUGACAGUGGGAUCUUAACCAUUGACUCCUCUCUGGCAGUCAACGAGUGUGCUGAGGAUUAUACCCGCAAAUUGAAGGAGGCCUUCCCAGAUGGUGACGUCCCAGUGUUUGACCUGUUACUGCUGGGUAUGGGACCUGAUGGACACACCUGUUCCCUCUUCCCAGACCACCCUCUCCUGAAGGAAACCAAGAAGAUUGUGGCCCCCAUCAGCGACUCUCCCAAACCACCGCCACAGCGUGUAACUAUGACCUUUCCAGUGGUGAACUCUGCACGCUGUGUGGCUUUUGUAUCCACAGGCGGAAGCAAAGCACCCGUUUUAAAGGAAGUGCUAGAGGGUAGAGAAGGUCCAGCGUUUCCAGCGGCCCGUGUUGUCCCGACUAACGGAGAGCUGUUCUGGCUUGUUGAUGACCCUGCAGCUGCCUCCUUAACUAUCCAGGUAGAACGGCUAGGCUCCGGGGCCAAACUCUAGCGCUUUCCAUCCGCCAAAAGAAGGCUUAAGGUCACUGGUGUGAAAACCUGAAUGAAAAAACUGAAAAAUAGUGCAAAACAUUCCUACUUUCACAUGAAAAUGGUUUACGUAGGUGAGCUCGUAAGAGAGGAAAUAGAGAUGAACAAAGAAACUGUUAAGUGUGUGUGUGUGUGUGUGUGUGUGUGUGUGUGUGUGUGUGUGUGUGUGUGUGUGUGUGUGUGUGUGUGUGUGUGUGUGUGUGUGUGUCUGGAGGGGACUUUUUUUAAAUUGAGAUUUAGAAAGAAGAAGCUAUAUUUGUUCUGAUUCUCAGCUCUGAGUUGCCUUCCCACCCUUUGUAAAAUAUCCAAUAAAGUUACCUCUGACGCUGAAAAUGAA
This is a messenger RNA of Perca flavescens (yellow perch), 1834 nucleotides long. RefSeq names its product 6-phosphogluconolactonase (gene pgls). The transcript has 6 exons. Gene Ontology annotation, molecular function: 6-phosphogluconolactonase activity. Bases 698 to 1459 code for a protein of 253 amino acids. NCBI's taxonomy places the organism in Eukaryota, Metazoa, Chordata, Actinopteri, Perciformes, Percidae. The record is from RefSeq and is a predicted model, not a curated record. Gene Ontology annotation, biological process: pentose-phosphate shunt; carbohydrate metabolic process.